This is a messenger RNA of Lactuca sativa (garden lettuce), 2588 nucleotides long. RefSeq lists its product as uncharacterized. Gene Ontology annotation, biological process: ribosomal large subunit biogenesis; ribosomal large subunit export from nucleus. The record is from RefSeq and is a predicted model, not a curated record. NCBI's taxonomy places the organism in Eukaryota, Viridiplantae, Streptophyta, Magnoliopsida, Asterales, Asteraceae. Gene Ontology annotation, cellular component: nucleolus.
CUGAUAUACAACCUCAUCAACACCUUCAUACUCGGUAGGGUUUAGGGUUUCUGUCCAUUGCUCCAAGGAAGGUGAAAUCGUGUAGCUUAUCAAAUAAAGGAUGCCGGCGACUGAAGUCACGGCGGACGCGUUGUCGGCGUCAGGCCGAACGUCGGAAAAGCUCAGCCUGCCUACGCUUCAAUCUAAAAUGAAAUGCGACCCUGAAGGCUACGAGACCGAACUAAACUUGAUUUACAGCCAAUUCAAGUCGUCUGUAGAACUUUUUCAACAACAGGCGGCACUAAAUUUCACCUCCGUCGUCAGUGGCGGCGUUGGAAGCGACCCUACCGUUGCCAAAGACCUCGGUGACCGGGCCAUGUUCUUGGCUCACGUUACGCCUUUUUACCCUAACCAGCUCCUAAACUAUCCGAAAGAGCUCGUGGAAUUCCUUCGGUCAUCCGCUCGCGUGCUUCCGUCCUCGCUUCGUGUCACUGUUACACAAGCUCUGAUACUUCUUCUAAAUCGCAAGAUUGUUGCCAUCAAGGAGACUCUUGCAUUGUUCAUGGAGCUUCAGGUUUUGACUGAUAAGCCUUUAAAAGAAUUGGCAUUCUCUCAUAUCAUUCAUAGUAUCAAGCGUAUGAAUCAGAAACACAAGAACGAAACGGAAAACAGAGCUCUUCAAAGUAUUUUAUUCUCAAUGCUACAGGAAGAGGAUGAAAAGAAAGCAAUGAGGUCACUUGUCACAAUAUGUGAUCUUCAUAGGAGGAAGGUCUGGUUUGAUGAUAGAACAGCCAAUGCUAUAUGUCGGGCAUGUUUUCACCCAUCAUCAAGGAUUAUGAUUGCAGCUCUGUCAUUUCUUCUUGAUUAUGAAAAAAUUGAGCAAGACAAUGACAGUGACGAGUCAAGUGAUGAAGAAGAAGCAAUCCAACAACAUCAUGUUGUCGUUAGUAAAGAAGCUAUUUACAAGGCCAACAAUACAGGGACAACAUCCAGCAAAAAGAAAAAGAAAGCAAAGUUGCAGCGUGUGAUUCGUAGCAUGAAAAAGAAACAACGUAUCUCAUCUGAAAGGAAUGAUAACUUAAACUACUAUUCACCACUCAAUGCUUUAACAGACGCACAGGGGUUUGCUGAGAAGCUGUUCUCACGACUUCAAACUUGUAGUGAACGCUUUGAGAUAAAAAUGAUGAUGGUGAAAGUGGUUGCGCGUACUGUUGGACUUCAUAGAUUGAUUUUAUUGAACUUUUAUCCUUUUCUUCAGAAGUAUGUUCAGCCCCACCAAAGGGAUGUGACAAACUUGCUAGCAGCAGCUGUUCAAGCCUGUCAUGAUAUGGUGCCACCUGAUGCAGUUGAACCAUUAUUCAAGCAGAUAGUUAAUCAGUUUGUGCAUGAUAAGUCACGUACAGAGUCGAUUGCUGUUGGGUUGAAUGUUGUGCGUGAAAUAUGUUUGCGUAUUCCUCUGUUAAUGACAGAGGAUUUGCUGCAAGAUCUUGUGCUGUAUAAGAAAUCACACGAGAAGGCAGUUUCAUCAGCUGCUCGUUCACUUAUUUCAUUGUUCAGAGAGAUUUGUCCUUCACUUCUGAUAAAGAAGGAUCGUGGUCGGCCUACUGAUCCAAAGGCAAAGCCAAAAGCAUUUGGUGAGGUUACUGUUCCCAGUGAUGUCCCUGGGGCUGAGUUGCUUCUGGAUGAUGAUGUCAGCAAUGCUUCUGAUGAGGAUGCUGAAUCUAUUGAUGCUGACAUCAGCACUCAAGGAGGUUCGGAAUCUGAAGAAGAAGAUGAUGAUGAAGAAAUGGGAAGUGAAGAGGAUGAAGUAUCUGAUGAGGAGGAGGAGGAGGAGGAGGUGGAUGGGAUGUCUAUUGAUUCAAGGGGAUCUGAGAAAAGGAAAGGGCAAAAAAGGAAAUUUGAAGAUUUUGAUGAAGAACUUGAUGGAGCCAAUCAAAGUCUUAGGGCUCUUAAGAGACUUGCAGGAGCUAGAUUGGAGAGUGAGGCAAUAACAGAAGAGCCAACAACAGAUGGUAUUCUCUCAAAUGAAGAUUUUCAGAGAAUCAAAGAGCUAAAAGCAAAGAAGGAUGCAAAGGUUGCAUUGGCAAAUCAUGGAAUUUUGAAAAAGUCUUCAGAUCCAAAAUCAACAGUCUUUAAGGUCCCAACAUCUGAUCAACUCAGUUUGAAAAGAGUCGAUGGAUAUUCACUUGAAGCUAACAUAAGAAAAAAGAUGACAAAGGAGGAAAGGAAGGCUUUGAUCAAAGCAGGAAGAGAAGAUGGGGAAAAGUACCAAUCAAGAGCUGCUACCAAACAGAAAAAGACUGGUGGAUUAAGCAAUCAGCAAAAGGAACACAAGAAGGCGAUGCCUUUAGCUGCCAAGAGAUCAAAGAUCGAAAGAUCACGCCGUCAGAAAAAGCUCAAGGCCAAGACAGCUGGCAAACAGUUUCGUGGUCGCAAAGCAUGGAAAUGAUUCAUAUCUGGAAAGCAAGCACAUUCACAAUUUUGCCCUUUCAAAAAGCAAAUUCUGUUAUUUUACUUUUUAUUUUACAGAUUUUAGUGCCAAAACGGAGACAUAAUGUGAUAUAGUAUAAUUUAUUUUUUCAUUGUGUAUUACAGAGUGAGUUGCGUUA